Molecule: messenger RNA, 1454 nt
Organism: Cebus imitator (Panamanian white-faced capuchin)
Lineage: Eukaryota; Metazoa; Chordata; Mammalia; Primates; Cebidae
Gene: SLC30A2
Product: solute carrier family 30 member 2
Exons: 8
Coding region: 215-1330 (371 amino acids)
Biological process (GO): zinc ion transmembrane transport; response to zinc ion
Cellular component (GO): plasma membrane
Molecular function (GO): zinc ion transmembrane transporter activity
Source: RefSeq, a predicted model, not a curated record
GGCCGCUGGGCUCAGCGGCGGACCUGAGACGUGGGGGCGCUAGGCGCGCGGAGCCAGAGCCGGACCAGCAGCCGCAACGGCAGCCGGGGGACCGCAGGGCCCGGGUCGGGGUAAGCGCAGCUCGCGCGUGAGCGCCACCCGGAGUCCCGCGCGCAACUUCCAGGGCGCACUCGGCGGGCGGGGGCGGCGCUGCCGGGACCCGGCGCUGGGCAGCAUGGAGGCCACGGAGAAGCAGCACCUGUUGGACGCCAGGCCCGCAGUCCGGACAUACACGGGAUCUCUGUGGCAGGACGGGGCUGGCUGGAUCCCUCUGCCCCGACCUGACCUGGACUUGCAGGCCAUUGAGCUGGCUGUGGAGAGCAAUCAUUACUGCCAUGCUCAGAAGGGUCCUAGCAGUGACUGUGACUCCAACAAGGGGCAGGCCCGGCGCCAGCUCUAUGUAGCCUCUGCCAUCUGCCUGGUGUUCAUGAUCGGAGAAGUCAUAGGUGGGUACCUGGCACACAGCUUGGCUGUCAUGACCGACGCAGCGCACCUGCUCACCGACUUUGCCAGCAUGCUCAUCAGCCUCUUCUCCCUCUGGGUGUCCUCCCGGCCAGCCACCAAGACCAUGAACUUUGGCUGGCAGAGAGCUGAGAUCCUGGGAGCCCUGCUCUCUGUGCUGUCCAUCUGGGUGGUGACCGGGGUACUGGUGUACCUGGCUGUGGAGCGGCUGAUCUCUGGGAACUAUGAGAUUAACGGGGGGACCAUGCUGAUCACGUCGGGCUGCGCUGUGGCUGUGAACAUCAUAAUGGGGUUGACCCUUCACCAGUCUGGCCACGGGCACAGCCACAACACCAGCCAGCAGCAAGAGAACCCCAGCGUCCGAGCUGCCUUCAUCCAUGUGAUUGGGGACUUUCUGCAGAGUGUGGGCGUCCUAGUAGCAGCCUAUAUUUUGUACUUCAAGCCAGAAUACAAGUAUAUAGACCCCAUCUGCACCUUCUUCUUCUCCAUCCUGGUACUGGGGACAACCUUGACCAUCCUGAGAGAUGUGAUCGUGGUGUUGAUGGAAGGGACCCCCAAGGGCAUGGACUUCACAGCUGUUCGGGAUCUGCUGAUGUCAGUGGAGGGGGUGGAAGCCCUGCACAGCCUGCAUAUCUGGGCCCUGACCGUGGCCCAGCCUGUUCUGUCUGUCCACAUCGCCAUUGCUCAGAGUACAGACGCCCAGGCCGUGCUAAAGACAGCCAGUAGCCGCCUCCAGGGGAAGUUCCACUUCCACACCGUGACCAUCCAGAUCGAGGACUACUCAGAGGACAUGAAGGACUGUCAGGCAUGCCAGGGUCCCUCGGACUGACUGCCUGGCCAGCUGCCAACUGGGGCAUGGACAGGACCUGCAGGUGGCUGGACUGAGUGUCCCCCAGGCCCAGCCAGGACUUUGCCUACCCCAGCAGUGGUAUAAACCGGGCACCCCCUCCUGA